AAAAAAAAAAAAAAAAGCAAAAGGGUGGGACUGACGGCAGCUAACUGUUAAAAAGGAGUCGUUUCCUGGUAGACUGUUCUCUUCUGUCUCCGUAUAGACUCGGAUUAGCUUUCUUCCAAUUCAAUUUAAGAAAUCAUCAGUUAUUCCAAAAUGGCAGCGAUUGGAAAGCGCGGAACGGUGACUGAGGCGUCAGGGUUCGACCCAGAGGCAGACGUCCAGAAGCUUCGCGGAGCCAUGAAGGGAGCUGGCACCGAUGAGGCCGCCGUCAUCGAGGUCGUUGCGCAUCGUACUAUUGCGCAGAGGCAGCGCAUUAAGGAGGCCUACAAGCAGGCGGUGGGGAAGGACCUGGCAGAUGACCUGUCCUCGGAGCUGAGUGCCAACUUCAGGAGUGUAGUUUUGGGUCUUUUGAUGCCAGCGCCGGCGUACGAUGCCUAUGAAUUGAGAAACUCAAUGAAGGGGGCUGGGACAGAGGAGGCGUGCCUCAUCGACAUUCUCGCCUCCAGGUCAAAUGCUGAAAUCAAUGCCAUCAAUGCGUUCUACAAGAAGCAAUACGGCAAGAGCUUGGAAGAUGACGUAUGUGGAGACACAUCAGGAAUGUUCCAGAGAGUUCUGGUCUCUUUGCUAACGGCCGGACGUGACGAAAGUGACGCGGUGAACGAGGCUCAGGCUGUGCAGGACGCCAAGGAAAUCUACGAGGCUGGCGAGGCUCGAUGGGGCACGGAUGAGGUCAAAUUUCUGACCGUGCUCUGCGUCAGGAACCAGAAGCAUCUGUUGCGAGUGUUUGAAGAGUACCAGAAGAUUAGCGGACGAGACAUCGAGGAGAGCAUUAAGAGGGAGAUGUCGGGCUGUCUGGAGGAUGUCUUUUUGGCUAUCGUGAAAUGCCUGAGGAACAAACACGCCUUCUUUGCGGAACGUCUAUACAAAUCAAUGAAGGGGCUGGGGACCACAGAUAGUGUCCUUAUCAGAAUAAUGGUGGCCAGGGCUGAGAUUGACAUGUUGGACAUUAAAGCACAGUUUCUGAAGAUGUACGGCAAGACUCUGCACUCCUUCAUUAAGGGAGAUACGUCCGGCGACUACCGCAAAAUCCUGCUGGAGCUGUGCGGAGGAGAGUAAAAACGAUGAAAGACAAAUCAUCAAUGCGUCAAUCGUGUUAUUCUUCCCUGAAGCACAUCAUCGUUGAUGUGGAUGACAUCUUCUACGGCCUUUUUACAUUUCGCCAUUUGACCACGGUGCCUUGUUUUUACUGUCUCAUAUCCCGAUUAAAACCAAAGACCAGCCAUCUUUUACA
Messenger RNA from Doryrhamphus excisus (bluestripe pipefish), 1288 nucleotides. RefSeq names its product annexin A4 (gene anxa4). Gene Ontology annotation, cellular component: vesicle membrane; plasma membrane; nucleus. NCBI's taxonomy places the organism in Eukaryota, Metazoa, Chordata, Actinopteri, Syngnathiformes, Syngnathidae. The record is from RefSeq and is a predicted model, not a curated record. Gene Ontology annotation, molecular function: calcium-dependent phospholipid binding; phosphatidylserine binding; calcium ion binding.